CACAGGGGGUGAAUUUUACUGUCUGGUUGUGAUGCAAAGGUCAAGCACGAGGAGCAUGAGAAGAGCAUGUGUGAAUGGAGCGUAAAUAUUUGGGCGCACCUGAUCAGCUAGAAUAGUAUGAGCCCCAAUUUCAUAUGCCCGGUAUUAUAUUUCAUGUGCUUUCAAUUUCAUCACUGCUUGUCCUUUUCAAAUUAAAAUACUGUAAUUGGGGCUUAUAGAUGGGUGUCAGGGGGUCUGUGAGGAUAAAAAGAUACAAAUGUCAUGAAUAGAAAGAGGUUUUUUUUGUUUCGUUGUUUAAAGUUUACUAAUACGGUGUAGUAUGUAUGAGACAGUCAAAUCUCCACAAAUAAAGUACAUGAUAUACACUGCAUGCAAAGUCAAGUGUAAAAAUAUCAGUACUUUUUGGGAAAGGGGCGCCAUGACUUUCAUUGGAUUCUUAAAGCGGUGACUCAAAAAGGUUCGCAGAGUGACAAUUUCAAACCAAAGAGCUUUUUAAUUUGUGUUCCUUGUGCUUUACCAUUCAUUUAUAUGCAGUAGUAUGCUAAUGCUUUACAGUAGAGCUCCUUAUUUUCCAGGGGUUACGCAACAGGACCACCAGCGAAUGGUGAAAAUUCACAAGUAAUUUAGACUCCCAUAUAAAUGUCUGUUUUUGACACAUGGCUCGCUCCCCCGCCUCCAAACCCCCAACCUGCUAGCUUGACAUUGAUGCUGUCCUACAAAUUUGGGUUCAACAUUUGCAACAAGAGUGCCUGUUGCGAUUGUUAGACUAGAUUCAGCUCCAGAACCCUCUCCUUCUCUCUUCAGUUUGCCUCAUACACUUCAAUGCAUUUUAAAUCUUAAAUGUAUUGGUAAUGAAUGAUCAUGUAAGGUGAUUGAUGAACAGAUGGAAUCGGAGUCAUGGUGUACAGCACGUUAUAUAUAAGUUUCACCUUUGCGUCUCACAGCAACUAUGGUGCGUUAAGGGAGCACCAAACAAAAUGCGAAAUCUCAAAAAUCUGAAACCAUGACAUGAAAGCAUCGCAUCGAACCGAACCGAACCGUGAAGUUUGUGCAUUGUUGCUCCCCUAAUAAAGACAUCAACAUGUAAAAAAAUUGGGGGCUCUCAUAACAUUUUACCUGUACUAUCAUAGAUUUAUAAAUUAUCACUGACUUAGGGUGAAUAAGAUGUGUUUUCUGCGGGGAAAAAACGGCCAAAAAACCCUAAUUUGCAGGGAUCCACUGUAUAUACAAGACGAUCAGGACUCCUGUUGUGUUCCUUGGCAGAGACAUGAAUGGUUUUGAAAAUGUAAAACAAUGAAAACGGCAUAAACUUGUAUUUCACAUUCACGCUCUUGACAUGACUUUUGAAAGUCUUUGGCCACUUUCUAGUGUCAUGUUAAGACAAAAGAUCGAAAAAAAUCAAGGGAUUUUAGAAUUUUGGGUGGGGCUGCAACUGACAAUUAUUUUCUCAUCGAUUAAUCUGAGGCUUGUUGUUUCGAUUAAUUGGUUAGGCCCUUGAGGGACCUAAUCAGUGUGGACCAAACACAAACAGGUUGUGGUUUGGUCCGCAACCAAUAGGAAAAAAAGGCAAAAAUAUUGAUCGCUGCUUUCCAAAGUCAAAGCUGAUGUGCGUGAAUAUCUUGUUUUGCCUAAAACACAAAGAUAACAUGUCUGCUUUCAUGGAAGACUGAGGAAAUUAAAAAAUAUUCACAUUUCAGAGGCUGAAAUGAGAGGUUAUUUGCAUUUUUCAAAUCAAAAAACGAUCAUUGUUGCAGGUCUAAUUUGGGGUUUAACUAUACAGAAUAGAGUGUGCAUGUUCUCCAUACCUUCAGCAUGUUUGUUUGAUGGGAAAAUGUCUUUUGCCAGACUCAAAGGGAACAUUUUGGCUGUCAACAUUUUUAUGAGCUCCUGUUGGGUGCAGUUGCAUUGGGCACGCAGCUUCACAGUGGGUGGGGUUGGACGAGUGCUUCUCAUUUGCACGCUGAAGUCACUGAACAUUAGGCCUGAAAAUAGCCCCCCAGAAGCUAUAUAGGGGUGCUCGUGCGGCUUGCCCCAUUAGACCACACUUCUUUUCUGCCUGACGACUUCCUGUGCAACACGGAAAGUUUCAAAUCAAGCAAGAGAAGAAGAAGCUCAAAGACGGGAGACUAAGUAAUGCCAGUGAUUUGAAAGAACUUUAUUUUGAUGAGCCACCUCACAUGAAAGGAUAAAAGCCAAGCAAGGAGGAGAAAAGGGACAAAAAGGAUAUAUAUAUUUUUGAUUUUCUUGUUCUGUGUGAUCUCUCAUGUCCCCCCUGCUGGGCUGACGGCAUAGGGGGAGGAAGAUCCUGACCACUGCAGGGAUGAAGUACAAUUACCACAUACCAGUGUCAACGUACACCCGCCAUUCUCAGUACACGCCAACCUACCACACACCUACACAGUACGUGUCCAGUCACUACACACCAUCAUACACUUCUGCGUCAAAGUACACACCAAGCCACUAUAGCAGCACACAUCACACCCCGUCGUACUACACAUCCUCCUACAAGUCUGCAUCAGCGUACAUCCCUUCCCGGUACAGCUCCACGCGGCGCACACAAGCACAGGGCAACCCUGCCCCUGUGAUCCCCGUUCCACCUGCAAAGAGAGCUGUGCACUUUCCCAAUGACAUCAUCUUCCAGGAUAUCGUUAGAUGUGGAGAGUUGGAGCAAAUUGGCCGGUUCAUCAGAACGAGGAAAGUCCGCGUGGAUACGGUCUUUCACUCAGGUAUGGCAGCGCUACACGAGGCGGUGCUGACAGGAAACCUGGAGGUGGUUAAGCUGUUGGUCAAGUACGGCGCCGACGUCCAUCAGAGGGACGAGGACGGCUGGACGCCGCUUCACAUGGCCUGCAGUGACAGCUUCCCCGAAAUUGCAAGCUAUCUCCUUUCCAUGGGAGCCAGCACGGAAGCCGAAAAUGAGAGCGGAGAAAAGCCGGCAGACCUCAUUGACCCCGACUGUGCAGAGUUAUCCAAACUGUUCGAGGCUGGUUGCAUAUAAUCGGCGAAGGGUGAAAGGGCUGGCAAAUUGCUUGGAAGAGGACAAAAAUAUUGUAACAUGUUUUCUAAAACGGUACUGGUGAAGUUGGGAUUUGCAACACCUGUUAUUCUCUAUUCAUGUAAAUAUUAUUCUAUUUUUGUGAAUUUGUGAUACUGAACAGUGUGGUGAAAUCCUUAUUUCCUCACUGAAUUUAUUUUAUUAAUUAAAGUGCUCUUGAAAUGAAUUUACAACACAGAACUUGAGAUAUUAGCUCUUGUUAAUCCUAACUGCUGGGCAGAAAAGGAAUCACAUGAAUUAUAAACUAAUACUUCAUUGGUCAGGAAAAGCUUCAUGCUGUUCAUCAUCAAGUACAUUGCCUAAUAUUGCAGUAUUUUCCCCGACAUACUGGUGUUAUUUUCUUAUUUACG
Messenger RNA from Dunckerocampus dactyliophorus (ringed pipefish), 3405 nucleotides. It is a transcript of the gene ppp1r27a, whose product is annotated as protein phosphatase 1, regulatory subunit 27a. The record is from RefSeq and is a predicted model, not a curated record. Bases 2321 to 2998 code for a protein of 225 amino acids. The transcript is spliced from 3 exons. NCBI's taxonomy places the organism in Eukaryota, Metazoa, Chordata, Actinopteri, Syngnathiformes, Syngnathidae. Gene Ontology annotation, molecular function: phosphatase binding.